This is a messenger RNA of Exaiptasia diaphana, 2192 nucleotides long. RefSeq names its product alpha-2A adrenergic receptor. Gene Ontology annotation, biological process: G protein-coupled receptor signaling pathway. Gene Ontology annotation, cellular component: membrane. NCBI's taxonomy places the organism in Eukaryota, Metazoa, Cnidaria, Anthozoa, Actiniaria, Aiptasiidae. The transcript has a single exon. Gene Ontology annotation, molecular function: G protein-coupled receptor activity. The record is from RefSeq and is a predicted model, not a curated record. Bases 153 to 1187 code for a protein of 344 amino acids.
UCAAAUGGGUAGAGCAUCCAGCUGUGAAACUUUGAAAUUCGAAACUUGCGCGCUACGAUUUCAAAAGUGAAAAAGUUUUCACUACAAACACUGAGUACURUUAGGUUGAUUAGAGAUUCACCGAGAAAACUCGACUAUUGGCCUCCUUGAAAAUGAAUAACAGCAUACUGAAUGGAACCGAUGCAACAGAAUGUUUAAUGCCAAUGGGGCAUGGAGUUGUUAUGAUUAUAUUAAACGUCAUCUCCAGUAUUUUUGGCAGCAUUGGAAACUCACUGGUUUGCGCCACGAUUUACACCACAACUGGGCUACAAACUGUGUCCAAUUACUUUCUGGUAAGUCUUGCUGUUGCUGAUCUGAUGGUGACCGUGGUUGCACAGCCUCUUCUUGUAGCGUUUCUUGGUGGGAGCCUCGGAGGAUCGUGUCUCGAGAUCAUCGAGUUACUGUUUCGACUUGCAGCGAAUAUUUCGUGCUCCGCGUCAGUUCUUCAUCUAUGUUUCAUAAGCGUUGAUAGAUGUCUGAUGGUAACGAGGCCUCACACGUUUAGUAGUAUCAUGACCAAGAUGCGAUCCAGGAUCAUGCUGCUGAUAUCAUGGAUCCUACCCAUUGUGUAUGGAGUCCUUCGCCUGACAGUCAGCAAGAAAGCCACGUCUAUGUUCACCGUAGUCAUGAUGGCGAUUUGUUUCGUCGUCAUUGUUGUAAGCUACUCGUUAAUCAUUUUCCAAGUCAGGAAGCAACGCAAGCUCAUGCAGUCACGCACCGAGCGUUACACCGUGACGAGUAACAAAAGAAAACGCGAGGAGAUCGAAAGGCGAGUGGCCAUGACGAUUGGCAUUGUCAUAAUCGUUUUCAUCAUCUGUUGGUUGCCCAUCAUCUUCUUAAGGUCGCGCAGUGCCGGCAACAACGCUGGAACAGCUUAUAACUGGGCUCGCACCCUAGCAUUGUGUAACUCUGCAAUGAACCCCUGGAUCUACUGCUACCGCAUCCCAGAAUUCCGCGCGGCCUACAAACGUGUUCUCAUCCUUUGCAACUGGGGUCAAGUUAAGGGAACUGGUGUUGGCGAAGCAGAGACAACCAUGACAAGCGACUCGGCAAAGUAUCAGCGUGGAUCCAUGRUACAAGAGGAAAAGUCGUCAGGAUCACAUGACCAAGUAAUAAUCAAACCAAAUGAAGAGUCUGCUAACCAGUGAAACAUAAAAUACUUUAAUUAGCACUUUGAUUURUACAUGUCAAUUAUCUGUAGGUAUUUCUUUAUCCUUUUUCCACCAAUACACGCUUAACAAAAGAUCAUACUGCUAUUUAUUGAACUUUGGAGAGCUUUUUAAAGUGGACUGGGGACUGAUGGCCACCAGUAUAGUUUUGAUCGAUUAUAAAAAAUGUACGUGUAGACUAAGCCUUAUAGUCCAAUUGAAAAUAUAGAGUUUCAGACCAAAUAUUUCCUUCACUUCACCACACAAUUAGAGUAUUUCAAUUUUGCACUAUUCCAUGCAAAUGUAUUUAAGGUGAUAACUGAUAAUUAUUACGAUUAGCAUUACACCCAUAAUCAUAAAUCAUAAACUAAUGAUCUACCGCAGCGUUUGGUACCACAUUUGAUGCGACAUGAUGAUAACCUACACAUUGUUUACAAAAGAGCUGACCAGUAAACACACUGAUGUGCGUGAUAAACCGCACGACUUUAUCUCAGCUUGAUUUUUACUUUUAAGAAUACGUACAACCUUGCGUAUUCUUAGUGCCAUUUUUACUCGUUAUGAUAUGAUUAUGAUUAUGAUAAUGUGAAUCAGACUAGUUUUAAUAAGGACAUAUGAUGUCUUUCUAAUCUUUAGAUGAUUCGCUUAAGGUUCUGAGUUUCAGAAAAAGGCCUACAGUGUCGAAGGUAGUGUCUGUACUACUUAGUAGAUAGGUUGUAGAAAAGCAAAACGUCUUGUUAUGGCUCAUGAUUACUAACUAUAUCAUUCGUCUCAUAUCACGGAAUCCAGAGCGUUCCUGGAUUUUAUUUCCAAGCUCCUMGAUUCAGUUUCCAGAGACAAAAGUUUGUCGGAUUCCAGAUUCCGWUACUUAUGAUGGGGCGAUAUCAUUUUAUGAUUUUCAUUAGUUAAUGUUAUUGUUAACGAAAUUUGGAUUUAAUUUUAUUAGGAAUAAUUUCACAAAAUGAUUGUAUCUUGAGAAAUGGUUACAAAUGAACAAAGGAAACUCUA